AUGAGAAGUUGAACUAACUACACAAAUCUCUUCCCAAUCCCAACAACUCAGCUUAGGUUCCCAUAAUCUCCCACACGCUGCAUCACAUAAGCAUUAUCCCUCAUCUAUAAAACUCCAAAGCCAACCCUUGUAUGCAAACCAUUCUCAGAAGAAACUUCUACCCUCAUUCAGAACUCUCAGUCUUUUAGCAAUUCAGAAAUGGCUCAUCACCAUGAACCAUCCAUUCUGUUGCCUCUGCUGCUCAUCACUCUGUCCCUAAUGAGUGGCAAAGAAGUUCUUGCAUCUCGUCACCUUCUCGAAACCACAUUGCCUACGGUUCCUGAGCUUCAUAAGGUGGAAUUGCCACCUCUUCCUACACUCCCUACUUUGCCUAAAUUUGAACUGCCACCUCUUCCCAAGGUUGAGCUUCCACCUCUGCCUCAUGUCCCAACUCUACAAGAGCCCCAGCUGCCGACUUUGCCCAAGCCUGAAUUGCCAACCGUUCCACAUGUCCCAGCUUUGGAGAAGCCUGAACUGCCAGAAUUGCCUAGUCUGCCCCAUCUACCUGACCUGCUUAAGCCCACACUACCUACCAUCCCAACCCUUCCAAAGGACAUACCCUUCCCUUCUCUUUCCCAACCCCACUCAACCACUAGCCCUUGAGCUUUUCCAGUGCUGAGUUUCAUAUCAUCAUCGCAGUCUUACUAGUUUUUCGGAUGGACUAGAGAUUAAUAUGGGAAGGAAUCCUUAAAAGCCAGGGUUGCACCCUGGCUCAUAUGUGUGUGGACUCUGUUUUCCUUUAUAGUUUUCUAUUGCAAUGUACUGAUUUGUGAUUGUGGUUGAUUUAUGAGGGGGCGUCUGAUGUGUGGAACUGGGUUCUGUUUGAAGUUACUUGUAUUCUCUCAUGGUUGUUAAUUAUUUAUGGUUCAGGUUUAUCUCGCAAA
Molecule: messenger RNA, 923 nt
Organism: Vitis vinifera (wine grape)
Lineage: Eukaryota; Viridiplantae; Streptophyta; Magnoliopsida; Vitales; Vitaceae
Product: protein PELPK1
Exons: 1
Coding region: 199-642 (147 amino acids)
Source: RefSeq, a predicted model, not a curated record